Messenger RNA from Besnoitia besnoiti, 966 nucleotides. RefSeq lists its product as uncharacterized. Lineage: Eukaryota; Apicomplexa; Conoidasida; Eucoccidiorida; Sarcocystidae. The coding region runs from base 1 to 966 and encodes 321 amino acids. The record is from RefSeq and is a predicted model, not a curated record. The transcript is spliced from 11 exons.
AUGACCUAUAGCAAACGCCUCGUACCCCUGUUUAGCUUGGGACUGGCUACAAGUUUCGGCACGAUGAUUUCUGCUCAGUCUGACAUUGCAGGCUUGCCCGGCGACAUAGCGGAGGAAGCCAGAGAUGUUGCCUUGAGAGCCGAAACAAUUCUAAAUUUCGCUGACAGAAUAUAUGACAAGUGUUUCACUGUGCCAAACGCGGUUUGCCUCGGCGGUACCUCUCAAAUCAUUACUGCUCCUUUUAUCCCAGAUGGCCUUAGCGCUUGGUUCACGUUUGAUCAAGUUUAUCCAGUCGACCAGAGUGGAAACGGCAAUCACAUGCACAGAGCACCCCGAGCGGGACCACCUCAUAAUGGCAGCGGAGCGAGUGCCGCCUUUGUCAACGGUGCCAGCGGAACAAUAAAGUCGAGUAGCACGCUGGAGACUAGCGAUUUUACAGUCGCCUUUUGGAUGUACCUCUUGGGGGAUUCAAAUGGGUACUUCCGUAACGUCAUCUCAAAAGGGAACGACGCGAGCCAGACGCCCACCAUUAUGCUAUAUCCGAAUACAAGGAAGCUUUCAGUCCGCGUGACAACGACAGACAGCUCUUCAGAAGGACUUCCUUCAAGCGGUUCACUUCCUUUGCGGAGAUGGACUCACAUUACAGUUACAGCGAAUGGUGUCAGGCUAAAGCUGUUCCUCAACGGAGUUGAGGACAACGAGGUUGUGCUCCGAGGAAAGGUGAUUCCGAACGCGGGCAACAUUGUUGUUGGGUCCACUAUGGAAAACUCCGGCUUCGAUGGAUACAUUGAUGAUCUACGGAUAUACACUCGUGCUCUACCAUGUGGCCCAGGUCUCCUUGCAAACGGUUUAGAUAUAUGGCACAGCGAAAUGUCAAGCGGCGAUAUCGCUGCAGGGGAAAAACGGCUGGCCUUGUGCUGCCGGAUUUCCAGCUCGGUGUCCCCGUUAGUGGCAGCAGUUGCAUGA